This is a messenger RNA of Capsicum annuum, 1268 nucleotides long. RefSeq names its product thylakoid membrane protein slr0575. Lineage: Eukaryota; Viridiplantae; Streptophyta; Magnoliopsida; Solanales; Solanaceae. The record is from RefSeq and is a predicted model, not a curated record. The transcript has 9 exons. Bases 202 to 1029 code for a protein of 275 amino acids.
GGACCAAAAUUUUAAAUAAGAUUACAAAAGUAACAUUUAAAAAUGAGUAAAAAAAAAAAAAAAAAAAAAAAAAACUUGAAGCAGAUAGAAUGCCACAUCAUCAUCAUCCAAAAUUUCUCAAACCAUUUGGCGCUCUACUACAGCCUCUUAUUCUUCUCGAAUUGAUACCUGCACAAAUUUUGCGGCACUGUUGUAGCAGCCAUGGGAGGAAUUGGAGCAGCCCUUUUUUGUUCUUCUCAGAGCUUUUCGGUCUUCAGUUACGCUCAAAUUCAUGUCCAAAAUCGACCUUCAUCGCCUCUACUAGUGCACAAAUUGUCCAGUUUCAGUAAUCAUGAUUUGAUUUUGGCGAAAACUCGGAAUCAUCUUCGGUUUAAGGAUGUUACGAGAGCUGCUGAUUCUUCUCAGCCAUCGUCUGUUAUAACUUCCUCGGACAAGGAUAUUGUUCCUGAUGAUGAGUUUUCACUUGCCAAGGUUUCAUUUGGUGUUAUUGGACUUGGUCUUGGUAUUUCACUUCUCUCGUAUGGCUUUGGGGCAUAUUUUAACAUCCUUCCUGGUUCUGAGUGGUCUGCAAUUAUGUUAACAUAUGGUUUCCCACUUGCAAUAAUUGGCAUGGCUCUUAAGUAUGCAGAGCUCAAACCUGUGCCAUGCAUUACAUAUGCAGAUGCUCAGCUACUGAGGGAAAAAUGUGCUACUCCAGUCCUUAAGCAGGUCAGGAGCGAUGUGAUAAGAUACCGUUAUGGGGAUGAACAGCAUUUGGAUGAGGCAUUGAAGCGUAUUUUCCAAUUUGGAAUGGGCGGAGGAAUACCACGUAGAAGUGCUCCAAUCUUGCAAAAUAUUCGAGAAGAAGUGACUGAAGAUGGUAAAUACUGUCUGGUUCUGGUCUUUGAGGCAAAAGCUCUGCAGUUAUCAGAUUUCGAAAAAAGACAGGCAAAAUUUACGUCUUUCUUUGGACCUAGAAUUUCAUCUGAAAUUGUAAAGGGAGAGAAUGAUCUGUAUGAAGUACGGCUAAUUUCCAACACAACAUUGUAGAUUGUGAAAAAAUCUUGUAGCUCUGGGUAUAUAGAGAAGGUUCACCGUGCCACGUGAAUAUAUUGAUAUUCAGUUUGCACUGUACAUUGUUGAAUCCAUAGGAAUAUAUAGAAUAGUAUAAUGAUUGGAGAUUAUAACCCCACGUUGAACUACAUUGUAUGAGACCUGCUUUUAUUUGCCUCUGUAUAAUUGUAAUUGUUGAAGAUUUGGUUGAUAUAAUAUUUAUAAUUUGCCUACUA